This is a messenger RNA of Thyridium curvatum, 372 nucleotides long. RefSeq lists its product as uncharacterized. Lineage: Eukaryota; Fungi; Ascomycota; Sordariomycetes; Thyridiales; Thyridiaceae. The coding region runs from base 1 to 372 and encodes 123 amino acids. Gene Ontology annotation, cellular component: preribosome, large subunit precursor. The transcript is spliced from 3 exons. The record is from RefSeq and is a predicted model, not a curated record.
AUGGCCAAGAGUUCUCGUGCCAGUACCAGGAAGGCCAACAACCAGAGGCUCAAGAAGAAUGUCUUCGGCCCCAUCGAGUCCGAGCGAGCUCAACGCUUGUCAGCAAAGCUGCUUGAGCUCGCGUCACAGCCCAAGCCUGUGAAAGAGGCUGAGAUGGUUGAUAUUGCCGAGGUUGAUGAUUCAGCAGAAACGGCCCAAAAGGCCCAGAAGGAUAAUGAAGACGAGGACAUGGAGAUCGACUCAGCUUCAAAGGGCAAAGCUUCCACUGGCUCCAAGCCCGGCAAGAAGAGGAUAGAGAAACGCCGGGUCAAGAAGUCGUCCAUUGUGUUCCCCAAAUACAAGGACAGGCGCGGCCAGAAGAAGUCCAAAUGA